Molecule: messenger RNA, 1233 nt
Organism: Dendroctonus ponderosae (mountain pine beetle)
Lineage: Eukaryota; Metazoa; Arthropoda; Insecta; Coleoptera; Curculionidae
Gene: Arpc4
Product: actin-related protein 2/3 complex subunit 4
Exons: 2
Coding region: 130-636 (168 amino acids)
Biological process (GO): Arp2/3 complex-mediated actin nucleation; actin filament polymerization
Cellular component (GO): actin cytoskeleton; Arp2/3 protein complex
Molecular function (GO): actin filament binding
Source: RefSeq, a predicted model, not a curated record
UCAUCGAUCGAGUCUCAAUACAGUCAAAACUGUCACAAAAGUCAUUUAACACGAAAACAUUGCCCGUCACAACGGGAGGUGUGCCUGAUAAGCUUGUUUUGCUUUGAUUUGCAUAAAAAUAACUAAAACAUGUCGGCUACGUUAAAGCCCUAUUUAGAUGCAGUUCGGCAUACUUUAACAGCGGCAAUGUGUCUGGACAAUUUCAGUUCCCAGGUGGUGGAGCGACACAACAAACCCGAAGUGGAGGUUAGAAGCUGCAAAGAACUAUUACUCACCCCAGUUGUAAUCUCCCGAAAUGAGAAAGAACGGGUCAGAAUAGAGGCUUCGGUUAACUCAGUUCGCAUUAGCAUAGCAGUGAAACAGGCAGAUGAAAUCGAGAAGAUCCUGUGUAAAAAGUUCAUGAGGUUUAUGAUGAUGCGCGCCGAGAAUUUUAUAGUGCUUCGUCGCAAGCCCUUGGAAAACUACGACAUUAGUUUCCUGAUCACCAACUUCCACACCGAGCAAAUGUACAAACACAAACUGGUGGACUUUGUGAUACAUUUCAUGGAAGAAAUCGACAAAGAGAUUUCGGAGAUGAAGCUGGCAGUGAAUGCCAGAGCUAGAAUUGUUGCAGAAGAAUUUCUGAAAAGGUUCUAGAUAGAUUUUAAAACACUGCAAAUUACUUCUAAUAUAACACGCUUCUUCUGUCAAUAUGCGAGCUGUGUGGCAUGAAUGUUCUCUUUAAAUGUUUUCCUGAGAGUUGAAAAGUUGUAAAUAAUGUUAAGGUAAUUAUAUAGUCUUCAGUACAUAUUUUAAAUUACAUUUACAUAAGGCAGUGAAUGUUUGUAAAAACUAUUUUUAGGUGUUACUCUAUUUCACAACUUGCCAAAGUAGAUGUUGGGUUCAACUGUUAAAACUCUUAUCAUUACUAAUUGUCCCAGCACAAUCACUUUUAAGUUCGAAAAUCCUGGCCAAAAUAUGCUUGUUUCCUUGUGCAACAAGCAUGGCUGACAAAUUGAGCAGUUUUAAAAAAUAUUAUUUAUUUUAACAGAAUACAUAACAAUAUUAUAAAGAUGACUAACAAAAGUACAUGUAUGAAAUAUUUAUAGGCAGAAGAUAAAAUGAAUAUGUAAAAAAUGUAAAUCCUCAUUAAGAGAAAUUAUUAAAUACUGCCAACAAUGGAAUGCAAAAUUAAAGUAAUAAAUAUCACAACAUCAAUUAUUUAAAAUGUGAAUAAACCAAUUAACACUCAAA